ACACACCCCCUCCGUAGUUCCGUGGCGAGGCGAAGGCUAGGUACCCAGCACCAGCAGGAUCAAAACACGGCCGUGUUCCCGCCGAUGCCCGUUUGCGAGUCUGCGAGCAAGCCAAGCAUGCGCCCCUACAUCCCCAAGGCCACCUUCGCCUUCUGCCACUCCCUCCUCGCCUCCCGCCUCCUCCCCUCCGCCGCCGCCCCUUCCUCGCCGCUCCUCCCCGUCCAGGCCCUCCUCACCACCGCCGGCCUCCUCCCCCGCCACCCGGACCUCUCCCUCCUCGCGCUCAACUCCCUCCUCCACGCCCUUUCCCGCCGCGCCGCCUCCCCAGCCCACCCGCGCCUCGCGCUCGGCCUCCUCCGCGACAUGCUCUCCCCCGCCACGCCACUCCCCGCCCCGGACCACCUCUCCUUCCCCUUCGCGCUCUCCGCCGCCGCCGCAGUCGACGCCCCGGACUCCUCCUCCGAUGCCGGGGCCGGGGCGCAGCUCCACGCGCUGCUCGUCCGGAACGCGCUCUUCCCCGUCGACCACUACGUCACCACCGCUCUGCUCCAGCUCUACGCGCCCCGCCCGGAGCUCGCGCGGCGGGUGUUCGACGAAUUGCCCCGGCGGGAGGCGAUCCACUACGACCUGGUCAUCGGGGCGUACGCGCGCGCGGGGAUGCCCGCGGAGGGGCUGGCGGUGUUCAGGGCCAUGUUCGAGGACGGGGUCGCCCCCGACGCCGUCGUGCUCACCACGGCCGUCGCGGCGUGCGCGCAGGCCGGGGCGCUGGACUGCGGCGCGUGGGUGCACCGGUACGUGGAGCGCGCCGCGCCGGGCUUGCUCGGGGACGCGUUCGUGGGUUCGGCCCUGGUCAGCAUGUACGCCAAGUGCGGGUGCCUGGACGAGGCGGUGCGGGUGUUCGACGGCAUGCCGGAGCGGAACGAGUACGUCUGGGGCACCAUGGUGGGCGCGUUCGCGGUGCACGGGAUGGCGGCGGAGGCCGUCGCGUGCCUGGAGAGGAUGGCGAGGGAGGACGGGGUACGGCCGGACGGCGUGGCGGUGCUUGGGGCGCUGUCAGCGUGCGCGCACGCCGGGAAGGUCGACGACGGGCUGCGCCUGCUCAGGGAGAUGCGCGGCCGGUACGGCGUCGCGCCGGGGCACGAGCACUACAGCUGCACGGUCGACAUGCUGUGCCGGGUCGGGCGGCUGGAGGACGCGGUCGGGCUCAUCGGGACAAUGCCUAUGGCCCCGCUCGAGUCCGUGUGGGGCUCGGUGCUCGCCGGCUGCCGGAGCUACGGCAACGUGGAGCUGGCGGAGGUGGCGGCGCGGGAGCUCGAGAAGCUAGGUGGCACCGCCGAUGAGGGCGUGUACGUCCAGCUGUCCAACAUCUACCUCGAUGCCAACCGGAAGGACGACGCGCGGCGUGUGCGAAAGCUGAUCGGCAGCAGGGGGAUCAAGAAGGCCCCCGCGUAUAGCGCCGUAGAGGUCGACGGCGAGGUGAGCUCGUUCGUCGCCGACGACCAGGCGCACCCGCGGUGCUUCGAGAUAUGGGAGGUGCUUCGGCUGCUGGUCGACCAGAUGGCGCAAAAACCAGACGAGGAAGAAACAUUGCGUGCAUUGUUGUAAAUCAGAAGAAUGUAGCAUAGAAAACUGCAGCAAUUUUACCAUUAGGAACAGUGGUUGAUGUUAUAUUUCA
Setaria italica (foxtail millet) is the source of this 1675-nucleotide messenger RNA. RefSeq names its product putative pentatricopeptide repeat-containing protein At3g28640. The transcript has a single exon. Gene Ontology annotation, molecular function: protein binding; RNA binding. Lineage: Eukaryota; Viridiplantae; Streptophyta; Magnoliopsida; Poales; Poaceae. The coding region runs from base 85 to 1605 and encodes 506 amino acids. Gene Ontology annotation, biological process: RNA modification. The record is from RefSeq and is a predicted model, not a curated record.